ACCAAUGUACCAACAAUGUCCGUUCAUUUCAAUACUCCGGCGGUCACACGAUUGAAAAAGAGUAUAGUGGAGUUUUGCCUAGGGCGUGUGUGAUGGUUGGAUAAAUGUCUACUACCUACUUGGCUUAGCAAAAGCAAGUGUGCCCAACUAUUAGUACAGUAGGUCAAAUGAUCGUGUUUAUGAUCUCUAGGUGCAUUAGUACGGGAACGUUGAAAAUAUAAGUACCUUAAUGUAAUUGUACAUAUAAGUCCUUAGUUAUUACUUAUUAGGGUUAAGAAAAUCUCUAUAUAUAUAUGUAUGUAACCCGUGUAUAUUGGGUAACGAGAUUAAUAACAUUGACUUGGAGAGCCUGCUCUCCCGUGGACUAGUCCUGUUGAUCAGAGAAACCACGUUAAACUCGGUGUUCUUGUUCGUUUGAUUUUGACAUGGUAUCAGAGCUUCUCUGAUUCACGGACUGGUAUUCCUUCCUUGCAACAAGUUUCGGUGACUCCGUUCCGCAGCUAAGGUUUGGCAGCUAGGGUUUGUUCGGCAGGUUUGCGCUGCAUUCUGAUCUCAUUCUUCCGUGCGUUCUGGUCUGGUUCUUCCACGUCUGCUUUCUUUUCGCGGGCAGGUAUUUGUUUUCAGCUUUGUUUAUUCUCGGCACUGUGGGCUGUUUGUUCGGUUGUCUAAGAUGGAGUCUCAGAAGGUUGGCAAUAUCUCAGUUAAGUUUGAUGGAAAGAAUUUUCCAUUAUGGGAGUUUCACUUUAGAAACUUUGUGGAGGGACAACGACUCUCUUCGAUUCUGACGGGUUAAUUGAAGAAACCCGCCGACACAGCCAAUGAGAAGGAGAAGGUCGACUGGGCCGCCUCCAAUGCUCAGGUCAUUACAUGGUUGCUGGGCAGUGUUGAUGUCCCGACUGCCCUCAGUUUACGUAGGUUUCGCACUGCUCAUGAGAUGUGGAAACACAUCUGUAGUACGUACUCCCAAGCUGAUACUUCUCGGCUUUAUGAACUCGAGCUAGAGCUUGGUGGUUUAGCUGAAGGUGAUCGUGAUGUGCGCAGUUAUUAUAAGCAUGCGCUUCAUCUAUGGACUGAAUGUGAUCUGGAAACUGCUUCUUUAUUGACUGGUGAAGCUUUUGCUGAGGUUCAAAAGGAGCGCUCUCGGACUCGUAUUAUGUAGUUUUUAAUGAAACUAAGGGCUGACUUUGAGCCCAUUCGAGCCUCCUUAAUUCAUCGAGGGAUCACCGAUUUGGAUUCAGUUGUUAUCGAGCUCAUUAGGGAGGAAACAAGACUCAAAAGUCAGUCCCACAUUGAUCAUCCCAUCGCCGAUUCUGCAUUUGUUGUGGGUCGAUCCAGUUUGUCCUCUCGUCCACAGUUCAGCGCACCUCCUAGUGGUGAUUUGAUCUGCCAUCAUUGCCAUGAGUCAGGGCACGUUCAAAUUCACUGCAAGAAACGAAAUUACUUCAAUUAUUGCAAGAAAACAGGUCACAUUGUUCUUAAGUGUCCUCCUCUUGUGAAGAGGGGCAAGGUUCGCUAUCCUACAUAUGCCAUGUCUUCUAGAACUUCUUCAUCAGCAGUCCGUGUCUCAUCAAAGCCUUCAGGAGCUGCCUUUGUUGUUUCGGACAUGCCUCAUGCGCAGCCUGAGGUCUCUUCUGGUGGACACAAUGUAUCAUUAUCUUCUGAUUUUGUUAAGAAGCUUGUUCAGGAGGCAUUGCAGGAGGCUCUGCCGCAGGCCUUGACAUCAGCAUUUGCUACCGGUGCUUUCUCCGGUACGUCAGCUAAAUGGUUGUUAGACUCUGGCGCUUUUAAUCACAUGACCCAUGUCUGUCAUACUUUUGAUAAGCUAGAACCUGUGUCGACUUUGCAUCUGCGGGUAGCAAAUGGGGAUCAGAUUCCUGUGGUUGGUCGGGGUACUUCAUCUACGGGCUCCAUUACUCUACCAAAUACAUUAUAUGUUCCUAGUUUGCUGCCAAAUCUCGUUUCUGUCGGCCAGUUAGCUGAAACAGGUUGUGACGUUAAGUUUAAUUCAACCGGUUGUGUGGUAUAGGACCAGAAGACGGGGGAUGGUGAUCGUGAAGGGAAGUAAACAUGGUCAUGUCUAUGUGUUGGACGAGCUGGGGCGUUUUCCACAAGCUGCCGCGGUGGCUCCAGGAGACUCUGCUUCUGCUUCGUCAGCUCAGUUAUCUUGCAACUCAGUGAAUUUAGUCGGAUUGUCUUUGUCCAAGAAAAAAACUAUUUGGGA
Messenger RNA from Linum trigynum, 2221 nucleotides. The record is from the annotation of a GenBank genome assembly. NCBI's taxonomy places the organism in Eukaryota, Viridiplantae, Streptophyta, Magnoliopsida, Malpighiales, Linaceae.